AUGCUUUAGGAAAGAGUAAAAAACUUCAAGGAACUUCGAGCCAAAUUUCAAAACACACUUGAUGCUCCACUUCUUCCAGGACCCGUUAAAUUCCCAGCAGGUAUUUCUCAAAAGGAUUAUAUCACAAGCAUACAGUCAACCCAAGUUUUGGCCAAUGGAAAACCCCUCUCAUCCCACCAGAAUAAGCCCUCAUCAUAUUGUUCCAGUGGUGAUCCUCAGCCUCUUACACUUCAGAAAAUGAAGCUGGCCCAGAGCAGCAAAGUUCAGAAAUAUUCUGAUUCCCCAGCACCUCUGGAAGGGUCUUCUGGGUCUGCCAUAAAUUCACAGGUGACCUCUCUGCUGUCAGAAAUCAAUCAAUCAAAUGAGAUAACUGACAAGGAAAAAGUCAUGGUGACCAAUAGCUUCAGAGACAAGCUUUGGAACUGGGAGAAAUUUUCAUCUCAGAAAAGUGAGGUGUCAUCAGCCAUCCUCCUUGCUAAUCAUGGAGGUAGGGCCUCCCAUCUGGAAGAGCAAAAAAGCAUGGGGUGUUCUCUAGAGCAGCCAAAGAAGCAGCUGGAAACAAAUGAAACUCAGACUCUUCUUUCCAAGAAGCACUUGAUGGCCCCCAAAAAAUCACUUGCCUCUUAUGAAGAUUCUUCUUUUCUACUUUCACAACACAACAGGAAGAUCCUAGAGAAUCCCAGACCUGAGAGGAUACCAGCAGUGAGCGCCUCCACACCUAUUGAUGAGUGUGAGGAUACCAGCCAGGUCACAGAAAAGCAGCACAAUGUCAAGCACCACCAGCUUCCCAAAACGAAGCCCUUGCCUUCUGUCAAGUCCCUGGGUCCUCCGCCCCCAAAGCCCACUAAGCCCCCAGCUGUGAACCUCCAGGCCUUCCAGAAGCAAGCAACUGCUAUUUCCAAGACCCACAGGGAAGCUACUGUGGAAGACAGCAACCUGCCUCCAGAGAGGUAAUUCAAUGCUGAAUUUGAAGAAUCACAUAAUUAUGAGGCAACAAUUUCGUAUCUGAGACACUCUGGCAACUCCAUUAACCUGUGCACCACAAAAGAAAUUGCUGAUUCACUUUAUGAAAUCAAAAUUGAAGAACUCCAAAAGCCAAACAAAACACUGCCCAGUCCUGCACCAUCCUCACAAAGUGAAGAUAAAAAAUUGAAGGAGAAUGAUCCAUGUAAAUUGGAACCUCAGAAAAAAGAAAAGAGCCCACAUGUAAACCAUCAUUCCAAGAUGGAUGCCUAUGAAGCAAACCCUGGAAAACUCCAGAUGACAGAAGUCCACAGAGGAAGGAGGAACAGGCUGGCCAAGAAGCAGGAUUCUGUGAUUAACGUCAUCCAGACAGAGGCCUGCCCUGAGGAUGUGAAACUGGCCAGGCACAUCCAAGGUCACUGUGGAUAUGUGGAGGCCUUGGAGGUGACUAAAGAAACCCCUGAUGAAGGGCCGUUUAAGCCAGGUUCCCCCGAAGAGGAGACAUAUGAUGAUGUUGAGUACCCCGAGAGAGAGAGAACAAAAUCUAUCUCUUUGAACUCGUUUGCUUCAGAUAGCGAAGAAAAUAGUGAAGAAAUAUAUGAAGAUGUCUACAAAACAAAGAACAGUUACUCAAAGACAGAUUUAGAUGGCAACAGAACACUUAAAAGAUUCCGACAGUUCUUCAAAAAAGAAAAGGAUAGAUUUAAAACGAAGAAGGCCAAGUCUAAAGAAAGUGUAAGUGAAUUUUCCAUCUCACUGCCUGAUUUAGAAUUUAGGUCUCAGGAAGUUAUAAUCUAUGAUGAUGUGGACAGUCCUGAAAAAAAGUCAAAAGAAGAAGAUAAACUGAAAACUUGGAAGUCCAAGUUUUUGAUACCAAAGGAAAGCAAAGGGAAAAAAGCUGCUGAAGAAUCAAAAAGUUCAUCUCCUAGAAAUUUCUUCAGAAUCAAGAAGCAAAAUUUUGAAAAGAAAAUGGAAAAAGAAGAAAAACUCUUUAGAGAAAGAUUUGAGUAUGACAAAGAGAUUAUUGUCAUCAACACAGCAGUGGCAUGUUCCAGUAAUUCAAGACAGGGAAUAUUUGAUUUGCCAAUAACCCCUGGAGAAGAAUUGGAAGUCAUUGAUAUUACAGAACAGAAUCUAGUGAUAUGUCGCAAUUCUAAAGGCAAAUAUGGAUAUGUGCUAAUUGAACAUCUAGAUUUCAAGCAUCACGGUUGGUCUCCUUAA
Orycteropus afer afer is the source of this 2184-nucleotide messenger RNA. RefSeq names its product FYN binding protein 2 (gene FYB2). NCBI's taxonomy places the organism in Eukaryota, Metazoa, Chordata, Mammalia, Tubulidentata, Orycteropodidae. The transcript has 21 exons. The record is from RefSeq and is a predicted model, not a curated record. Gene Ontology annotation, molecular function: protein binding. Gene Ontology annotation, cellular component: plasma membrane. Gene Ontology annotation, biological process: integrin-mediated signaling pathway; T cell receptor signaling pathway; protein localization to plasma membrane.